AUGGAAGUCGACCCAGUCAUAGUGGCCAUCUUCGGCCCUGUUCCUCCGGGACUCGACCUCACUGAGAACCAGAUCACUGCAGACAAUGUAGCAGCGGUAGUAUGCGCGGUCAUCGCCACCGUUGCCCUCUGUCUGCGAGUAUGGGCGAGAAACGCUCAAAGAUUCGACAUGAUGUCGGAUGAUUGGUUGAUGAUUGUUGCGCUUGUGUUCGUCUACGGUACAGCAGGUCUAACGAUAUAUGGUGGCUCAAAAGGCGCCGGCAAGCACGUUUGGGCUACAAAACCAGAGGAUCUUACUGCCAUUUUCAAGACAUUGUACGCAUAUACGUAUGUUUAUGCCGGCAGUGUUUCGUUUACGAAAUUCUCUAUUCUGCUAUUCUAUCGCCGUUUGUUCAAACGAGGCACGAAAUGGUUCCAUAUUCGACUUGCGAUAGCAACAUUCCUUUGCGUCGGCUACCCCAUAACCAUUUGGGUGCUGAUGUGCUUCGUGUGCAAACCGGUAUCUCAUUUCUGGACGCAAUUCCAGGGAACCACCGGUACUUGCCUCGAUAUUAACGCGAUCCUGAUGAGUUUGACUUGUGUCAACAUGGUCUUCGAUAUCAUCGUUUUGAUUGUCCCGAUUCCUGAGAUUCUGCAACUGCAGAUGUCUACCAAGAAGAAGGUUGCAGUGUGCGGUGUCAUGUUGCUGGGUAGCUUCGUGUGUGUUGCUAGUAUCAUCCGUAUCAACGCGUUCAUCGAGUUCAUCAACGCGGUUGACAUCACCUGGUCUAUGGCCCACAUCUUCGUCUGGUCUUCGAUCGAGCCGGCGAUUGGUAUCUUAUCAGCGUGUCUGCCCAGCUUGCGACCUCUCUUUCGUCGCGCGAAGGACAAGAUAACAACACACAGCGGAUCGAAGCAAGGGUCGAGCGCCAACUGGGGAACGAAGGCGAGUCGAGGCCCGAACAGCUACGUCCGAUUUGGAAGUCAACAUGAGUCGAGAUCGCAAGACGACGAGGUAGCUUUGACAAGCAUUACCAAGGGACCAACGGGAUCGGACGAGACGAUUCCAAAGGAUGGCAUCAUGGUGCGAUCGGAAAUUGUACAUGAAUAUCAACACGCCAAGAAUUAG
Molecule: messenger RNA, 1107 nt
Organism: Hypoxylon fragiforme
Lineage: Eukaryota; Fungi; Ascomycota; Sordariomycetes; Xylariales; Hypoxylaceae
Exons: 4
Coding region: 1-1107 (368 amino acids)
Source: RefSeq, a predicted model, not a curated record